AUGUGCCUGUACAGUCCACAGAGUGCUGCAGCUGGCUUGGCUGCUACUGUGUCCGCAGCGCUGCAGACGACGGAGGAGCAGCGGUUCUCGUGGUACGACGAGGCGCGGCCAGUGGGCUUCUACAGCAGGCCGCAGGCCGCGUCCCAGCUGCUGCCGCAGUACGAGGUCGUGCUGACGCACUGCCCCGCCGCCUUCACCACCCCACACGUCUCCGGCAACGUGUCGUCGCUGCGGCUGUGGCUGCUGCUGCGGCGCGACGUGCGCGCGCCGCUGCUGGAGCUGUACCUGCCCACCGGGCUGUUCGUGUGCAUGUCGUGGGGCAGCUUCCUGGUGCGGCCCGCCAUGGUGCCCGGCCGCAUGGUGCUGCUCGUCACCACCCUGCUCUCGCUCGUCACGCUCUUCGAGUCCUCCAGGUCGACUGCACCCCCGUCGCAAGGAGUGAAGAGCCUGGACGUGUGGCAGCUGUCGUGCAUCGUGUUCGUGUUCCUGGCGCUGGUGGAGUACGCCGCCAUCUUGUGUCUGCGCGUGCGCAGUAAGGCGCCCACCCCUGGAGUGGCUGAGGCUGGCGCCGGCAGCAGUGCAGGUGGCGGUGGGGACAGUGACGGCUGGUGCCUGCAGGACCGCGUCGCGCUCGUCGCCUUCCCCGUCUGCUUCCUCGUCUUCAACGUCGCCUACUGGAGCGCACACCUCUCCAUCCACCAGAAGGAGCACAUCGCCUGCAAGCCCGCCGCCUGA
This is a messenger RNA of Schistocerca nitens (vagrant locust), 735 nucleotides long. RefSeq names its product glycine receptor subunit alpha-2-like. The record is from RefSeq and is a predicted model, not a curated record. Gene Ontology annotation, biological process: chloride transmembrane transport; signal transduction; chemical synaptic transmission. Gene Ontology annotation, cellular component: membrane; synapse; neuron projection. Gene Ontology annotation, molecular function: chloride channel activity; transmembrane signaling receptor activity; neurotransmitter receptor activity. The coding region runs from base 1 to 735 and encodes 244 amino acids. Lineage: Eukaryota; Metazoa; Arthropoda; Insecta; Orthoptera; Acrididae. The transcript is spliced from 4 exons.